AUGUGGAGUGCCGCUUACCAUGAAGCCGUCCUGGAUCUUGGAGAAGAGGUAGAGGGUGUUAUAUUGAAAGGCGAAAACAUCGAGACGCUCUUGCGCAACUUGGAAAGGGCUAGCGACGAGGCCGUCGGUGACUCUAUCUUCUGGCGCGGCGUGCGAAGAUUGCAGACACCACUGAAGAACUUCAAGUUGGCAUUGGAUUUGGCCAGUCCGCUCGCCAGUAUCCAACCCGCCGCAUCAACAGCUGUUGGGAUUGUCAGCUGUGUCACUGCAAUUGCUAUUGGCAUUUGCGGAGCUGAAGACUCGUUCAAGUCUGGUAUCAUUAGCGUUCUGGAGCGCAUCCCGAUCAUCGACGACUGUGAUACCUUGGGUCAGAAAGUAGACACGGAGAACGGAAUUCACAGGGCGCUUGUCCCAGUCUACAAGGAUCUCUUGAACUUUUACGUCGCGGCGCAUCAUAUCUUGACAAGCGAUGCGUUUAGGCUCGCUCUAAUUUGUGAGAAGCUCAGGGAUCGGCUACCGAAGAUUGUCGAGGACUUUGUAACGCAUGCCGGCCUCCUGCGCGACACCAUUCAAACGGCGACAUCGUUGCUGGUAGCAGAUAUCCAAAAAUUGCUCCAGGAUAAUAAGAGUAAGUUGUCUAUGGAUGGAAGAUCUCGCCUCGGGAAUCGAACUGACGUGCCUCGAGUCCAAAAAUUACUAGGUGUUGACAAAGACGAGCAACGCAGCAAAUUCCACGCCGACCUUCGUGAUCUUCGUGCCAGUGAUGCUUGCGAAUGGAUAAUCUCUGAUUUCAAGUUCCGCGAAUGGUACGAUAGCCCAUCCUCGAAGCAACUGAUCCUGUUUGGCUAUAUGGGUUGCGGCAAAACAGUCGUCACAGCACAUGUCAUUGAGGAACUGAUCCGUCAGAGCGAACACCAGUUCCCUCAUCCCUUCAUAUGCUACCAUUACUGCUUGAAGAAUGAAAGAGGAACAGCACUCUACGUCUUUUCAAGUCUCAUCUUGCAGCUGCUCGAUCAGCAAAGACGCCUCAAGGUUGAAUUCGAUAAGUGGUAUGAGAGAACGAGGGAAGCUGGGCGCUUAGAUCCCGCACAGUCUUCCGUAGAUCUCGGCAAGUUCAUAUCAGCCUGCGUGGAGUCUCUCGAUAGAGAACUGUUUAUCGUCAUUGACGCCCUUGACGAGUGUGACAGUGGGUCACAGAACGAGAUUCUCGCUCUGCUCGGCAGUCUAUCAAAGCAGACGCAGAGAUUCAAAGUCUUCAUCUCAUCUCGCCCUCAGAACGGGAUCGAAGAUCUUCUGCCCGAAGCGACCGCGAUCCGUUGGUCUCCGAGUCGGCAACGUGACGCGAAAAUCGUGAAACACAGAGUGCAGAAGAGUCUAAGCGGACUUUCUGCCAAUGUUCAGCUGCUUGUGACCGAGAGGCUUUCUGAGAUGGCACGAGGAAGCGCCAUUUGGGUCAAAUUGACAAUUGACCUUAUCUAUACGCGGAGGAUAAAAGCAAUGGGUCCAAUGAGGAAUUUCCUUGAACAUACUCCAUCUCCGGCUGAACUCUGGAAGCUUUAUGCCGAGUUGUUCAACAAGCAAACUGGGGGUGACCCUGACAACGAGGAGCUCGUCACCAACGCACUGGAGGUUCUAGCAGUCGCUCGGAGAGACCUCAGCAUGCUGGAGUUGGCGUGGGCUAUGGCGUUGCGCGAUUCGUCCACAACAGUCUCGACCGUGGAAGGGCUCAAGGACUAUGUGGAUUCCGAGAGAGUCUUGAGCCUGCUACAACCGUUUCUAUUCCAGCUCGACUUUGAGGAGGUCCAAAAGAGACAGGUAAGACUAGUGCAUGCGUCUUUGACGGAGCUAGUUCAGCUGGCUGCGCCAUCCGGUUGGAGUCAAUCUCAAAAUCCUGCCAAGGACUCGGACAUCAACAAGCGAAGCACUCAACAGCGAAUGCUUAGACUGGAAGCAGCUCUCUUAUGCACCUGCGUCAAAUACCUUCUUUUGGAUGAAAUUGAUCAGAUCGACCUACUGUCGGAAGAACAAGAAGGAAUUAUCACCUUCGAAGCGCUGCCCGGAUUCGGGGCGUAUGAUGAUUCAUUUGACGUUGCCCAGGACCCAGACUCUGCUUGGGUAGGUCAAGGCCUUGACAACGAACAAGACGCCAAAAACAACUACUACGAUCCCGCAGAACGUGGAUUUGGUGGAUUUUACGUGUAUGCAUCUUGCUUCUGGGUCGACCACUUCACGAUGAGCGAUCCGGAUCAUCUACCCGACAUGGUGGAUAUUGUCAAGCUCUGCAGCGCCAGCUCAGAACGGCGACUAAAGAAUUGGAUUAGACAGAAGUAUCGACCAGACUGCACCAUCACCCCGCAGUUUAUGGAUAACUACCUCCACGAUCCUCUCACCGUUGUGUCCUUGCACGGGCCCGAAACGACGCUGAAAAGACUCCUGCAAGACGAUGCGAUCAGUCUCCGUGGCAAGGAAUUCCUGAGUGGCACUGUUGAAGAAGCUACCCAGCGAAUUAUUUAUGAGGGUGACCUCUCUCGACUGAUAAUAUUCUUUCACGAUGCACGAGUCGGACCACAGAUUCGCCACAUCGGAACCUUUCAUCGAAUGAUGAUUCGCUGGGCGCAGCAGUCGGAGAAGCAAUUAAGGCCAUGGGCAAGCUGCUUCGACCUCGUAUUUAACAUUUGCGAUGAUGUGCUAGUGAACGAAAAACAGGGCAACGAACUCUUAUGUCUUGCCGCGAGGUGUGGCUGCCUUCCAGUCGUCGAGAGACUCUUCGAAGCAGCAGCUCGCAACCCGGCACUCAGGGACGAAAUCUUGCGAGAAGUACGAAGAGACGUUAGGCCACCGGACUAUCACCAGUCUGUUGGGGAAGCGGUCAGGUACGACAGUGUCGAUGUUCUUCGUUACCUGCUUGACCAAGAAGGCAUAGAGGGCCAUCUGCGGCAUCGCGACUCAAAAGGAUACAACGUCCUGCACUGGGCUGCGUUCUGCUGCAACCCAGAGGUGAUUUCUCUCUUGAUUUCAGUCUUCCCAGAGGGUGUGAACGAAAGCAAUGACGAUGGCACUCAACCGUUGCACCUAGUCGUCUUCAAUCGCCAUCCGCAACGGCUAGAGGCAGCAGUUAUCUUGUUGACGGAGGGGCAUGCGGACGUGGAGAAAGGCUCUAUGGAAGAGCCUAGUAGCUGGGACGAUCCGCUCCGGAUGGCAGCGAGGUACGGUGACUUGGAAAUGUGCCGCGUCUUGGUUGAAGUUGGUGGCGCUAACCCACGCCGCGUACUGAAAUUCGAAGACGGAAGCCCCCGAUUGAUGGACAGUACGGACUUCCCUGAGAUGGCUCCUCAGGUAUUGGAGACCUUGUGCUCGCUUGCCGGCAUAGCAUCUUAG
This is a messenger RNA of Cladophialophora yegresii CBS 114405, 3378 nucleotides long. RefSeq lists its product as uncharacterized. The record is from RefSeq and is a predicted model, not a curated record. Gene Ontology annotation, molecular function: protein binding. The transcript has 3 exons. The coding region runs from base 1 to 3378 and encodes 1125 amino acids. NCBI's taxonomy places the organism in Eukaryota, Fungi, Ascomycota, Eurotiomycetes, Chaetothyriales, Herpotrichiellaceae.